Orycteropus afer afer is the source of this 305-nucleotide messenger RNA. It is a transcript of the gene ATP6V0E1, whose product is annotated as ATPase H+ transporting V0 subunit e1. Lineage: Eukaryota; Metazoa; Chordata; Mammalia; Tubulidentata; Orycteropodidae. The record is from RefSeq and is a predicted model, not a curated record. Gene Ontology annotation, biological process: proton transmembrane transport. Gene Ontology annotation, cellular component: proton-transporting V-type ATPase, V0 domain. Gene Ontology annotation, molecular function: proton-transporting ATPase activity, rotational mechanism.
CUUCCGGGUGGGACCAAAGUGAGGCGGUGGGGCAGGGGCUGGAAGUUCCGGUGAUAAUCAUGGCGUACAACGGCCUCACGGUGCCUCUCAUCGUGAUGAGCGUGUUCUGGGGCUUUGUGGGCUUCUUAGUGCCCUGGUUCAUCCCUAAGGGUCCUAACCGAGGAGUUAUCAUCACAAUGUUGGUGACUUGUUCAGUUUGCUGCUACCUCUUUUGGCUGAUUGCAAUUCUGGCCCAACUCAACCCUCUCUUUGGACCACAGUUGAAAAAUGAAACCAUCUGGUAUCUCAAGUAUCAUUGGCACUGA